CGAAUAGACCCGGAAGUGUAGAUUCGUUCCACAAGACACUCGGUUUCGCCUCGUCCAUUCUUAGCACGAACAGGUGCGCAAAACUACUGUCUGAGCAUAGCAAGCACAGUCGGUAUGCGCUUUGUACAGAACGCCGUGUCAGGCUGUGAGGACGGCUGAGGAAAUAGGAACGCUCCAGCGUAAAGAGAAUCCGGAGAUAAUUUCUGUCACGAUGAUGACCGCUCCUAGCGCCCCACCUGCCUACGUGGCUGCGCCUCAGCCCGUCGGCCAGCAACAACUGGAGACGGUGCAACCCGCUCCACAGCCUCGAAGUGGUAACUGGACGGGUAUUCUAUGGACAGGAGUCAUUCAAGUGGUUUUGGGUUCCUUGACGACCAUCCUGGGGAUUGUGACCAUGACAGUAUUCAAACGUGUGUUCUAUGUCAGUGAUAUCGGAUCUCCUAUUUGGUGUGGUGUCUUAUUCUAUGUCGUUGCUGGAAUCAUGGGCAUAGUGUCUGGAUGGAAGAAGAAUUCCAGAGUGGCUAUCGGCUACAUGAUCAUGUCCAUCUUGGCUUGUCUGGCUGCGUGCUGCGUCAUUGGUUUUGGGGCUAAUGUGAUGGCAUCCAUCAAUAUAAUCUGCUUUUCGGAUUACCACUACGAUAGUUAUAACGCAGUGAUUUACAGCUGUGAUUUGAAGUUGGCCGUGAAUGGUGUUUAUGGUACAGUGAUAAUUCUCGCCUUAGUGGAGUUUGUUGUCGCCAUAGUUGGUGCCAGCUUGACCUGCGGUCUACUCUGCUGCGGUGGAUCAGCAACUCAGACUGUGAUCCACUACCAACCUCAACCACACGUGGUAGCUACCACUCAGCCCCAGGGACCGGCCUUCUACAAAGUACCCAUCGGUCAACCAUAAUUUGCCUAUCCAGCCCAGAAGGGGCAGUAUCCGCAGGUUCAAGCGCAACCAACCGAUGAGCAAUAGUACUGGGAUCUCAAUAAAUAGGUCAUCCGUGAACUUUGACCUGAUGGAAUCAUGAUAUCUAUAGGGCUUGAAACAGACUUUAAGUCUUGACUUGUUGUGUUAAGCUGUAUGUUUGUGUGCAUUUAGCUAUUAGCCAAGAAAUUUGUUUAGAGGUAAUACAAUAUGUUGCCCUGGCACCAUUUUGCUAUAAUUAUCAUUAAAUGAAAGUUAGAGUGUUGCAGAUGCUUAAUUUGUAUAAAGUAGCAGAUGAAGAAAAUAUGAUGUACUCAUAUAUUUACUCAGAAGCUGUUAUUACAGAUAAUGUGUAUACUAAAUAAUAAUGUACCAUUCCAGAAAUCACGGACUCGGCUGAAGUUUGGCUGGAUCGGAUGUGAGUUAUUGCCGCAUAUUCUAAGACGUCCGACAAUGAAAGCAAACGCCAAGUUCUCUCUGUUUGUGUUUUGUGCACUCAUUACUACAAAAAUGCUCACCAGCCAAUGCCAACAGUAGGUGUGGUAGUUUACAAAUAAAAGUAUUACCCUUAAACAUUGUACAGGGAGCAUGAUAAAAUAGGCAAUAUUUUGAAUUAUGUUGAGUUGGUGCUCAAUUCUCUACGAUUCUGGAUACGAAACUCAUUGCAAUAUGGCAUCGGUUUGUUGGGGGGGGGGUGAAUCCAUUUUAUAUAUGAAACGUGGCGGAAUUGGUGUUAUUAUGAACUAAGAAAUGGUAAACUAAACUGUACAUAGAAUGAGCUGGUCCUUCUAAUUCGACAAUUAGAUAUUUUUUUUAACAAGGAAGGGCUGGUAUUGAUAAAAUAUCCCAUACGAGCUCACCUGCCUUCUCAGCCCAAAAAAAAAACAGUGUUAUUUUUCUUUAAUUAUUUGUUUAGGCUUUAGAUUGUAAUUCACACAUAUUAGUUUAGGCUGAUACAUGUUUCUUGCUCGGUACUUUCCACGGCAAUGACUAAAGAGAUUUGGAUGUCAUAAUUACAAAGUGCUCAUUCAGGUUUUUUCUAAUGUAUCGAGGUAAAGCUGAUAUUAUUUUUGUUUUACUGUGAGUACUUGUUGUUUGAUAACAUGUCAGUCAAUUUUGUUGGCUUUUUGUUUUGUCAGAACUUCCCGUACGGGGAAAACCUUCUGUUGUCUUUUUUCUUGGGGUCAUUGGCGGAUAGGGGAGGGGGGGGGGACGGAGGACAUUUUCUCAACCCCCCCCCCAAAAAAAAUUAUAAAAAUAUCCAUCAGCUUUACACAUACAUGUACCUCUUAAUUUUAAUAUGUGAAAAUAGCGCGCGAUACUAUAGGUUUUCCCGGCCAAUUUUCUAAAAUGUUCAUUCACUUCUGAAAAUGGGUCAUUCAUUUUCCUCUGAAUUUAAAAAUCGCUCUUAACACGCGUUUCCUUUUCUCUACCAGAGCAUUCGAGUCCUUUUCAGUUCAAUCAGUUUAGUGAUUGAGCAGUACCUUUGGUUUAUGUCCAUUCAGAUUCGUUUACAAGACUCCUUGUUUGCUCUUACCGGGCGAUUUUAAUCAUUCACCGUUCUAUUUCAAUUUUAGUUUAAUGCCAUCGGCAUCAGAUACAAUUAGGAAUUUCUUUUUCAUUCCGUCAAUCAAAUUAGCUGCAUGUACCUGAAAUCAAUUUUAGAAGGUAUGCUUGCGUAAAUGAAUGUACAGGUAACGUAGGCCUAAUUGGCCGUCUGUUUCUCAACACCGAAUGCACAGACAGUGAAAACGAUUGAACUUUUGUUGAAUUGAAACGGGAUUAAAAACGUUCAUUCAAAUUCAGACGAAAAUGAAUGACCACUUUUCAGAAGUGAAUGAUCAUUUCAGAAUCAGAAUCAAUCAAUCAAUACUUUAUUUCCACUCAAUCAAAUAACAAUACAUGGAAAAUGGGUAUAAUUAGAAUGAAGGGCGGUUAGUGGUGGGAGUCUCCAAAAAGCAGGGCUUGUCGAGUAGAGACCCCCAUAAUGUGCAUAGCUUAAAGGAUUAGAUUAAACAGACAUCGUUAAAUUGAAUGCUAUACACUAAGUAAUAAUGACUAAGUUACACAAGCAACAAGGACUAGGACAAAGACGAGGACGUACUGCACAGCAGUAUAGGGUAUUGUUCACGAAGAUCAACCAACAUGAGGGGUUAUGAUAAUAAGGUAAAUAAUAUAAAUGAACUGUAUUAAAUCAGGUCAAAUCAGCCGUUUUGAUAUUUUCCCCGGUAAGAUACACUUCAAUUUUUGCUUAAAUAAACGACGACUGUUAACACAAUUAGUUGUCAUUAUCCAAAGAAUUCCAGAACCUAGAACCUUGAAAACGAAUUCCUUUUUGGGCAAAUGAAGUCCGUGUAAAUGGGAUAUGAAUGUCACUGGCAUGUCUAGUAUAAUGUUGAUGAACAGAAGUAUUUAUACAAAACAUAGAUUGGAAAUAAAUAGGUAAUUCAUGUUUAAAGAAAUUAUACAUAAAAACUCCUAACUGGAGUAAAUAAAUAUCA
Molecule: messenger RNA, 3408 nt
Organism: Patiria miniata (bat star)
Lineage: Eukaryota; Metazoa; Echinodermata; Asteroidea; Valvatida; Asterinidae
Product: membrane-spanning 4-domains subfamily A member 4A-like
Exons: 8
Coding region: 212-889 (225 amino acids)
Cellular component (GO): membrane
Source: RefSeq, a predicted model, not a curated record